This is a messenger RNA of Verruconis gallopava, 1575 nucleotides long. RefSeq lists its product as uncharacterized. Gene Ontology annotation, molecular function: flavin adenine dinucleotide binding; saccharopine oxidase activity; sarcosine oxidase activity. NCBI's taxonomy places the organism in Eukaryota, Fungi, Ascomycota, Dothideomycetes, Venturiales, Sympoventuriaceae. The coding region runs from base 82 to 1401 and encodes 439 amino acids. The record is from RefSeq and is a predicted model, not a curated record. The transcript is spliced from 2 exons.
CAUCCAACCAACCAACCGGUCAGACCCAUCAACUUCGUGUUGAAGACCAAGCGUUCCGUUACUCUAGAAAUUAUUUACACAAUGGCUUCUCUCCGCCCACAUCAAAAUCCGUCCGAAAAGCUAUUUAUUAUCAUCGGAAGCGGUGUUUUCGGAGCUACAGUAACGCGAACAAUAUUGGAAGAGGAACCUUCACCUUCUGUGACAGUCAUUGAUAAUGGUUCAAAGCUUGCGGCAAGUCGCGACACGCGCAAGUUUGUCCGCGAUGACUACACUGAUCCUGCCUCGAUGGAGGAUGCUAUGGUCGUCCAUGAACAGUGGAAAAGGAGCAAGAUUUUCAGUCAGUUCUACCACCAAACCGGCCGAAUCAGCGUAUAUUUUCCUUCCGCUUUGAAUAGACUUUGCGCCAUCGACACCAAUCGUGAAGCACUUGGACUUCAGAAACGCUCAAGGCUUACCAAGGCCACAUUGUCAUCCUCACUCGAUCUGAACGAUAAUUUCACAAACUUUGUUAAUGACACAGAAUUGGACGAAGAGGGCGUUGUAUUCGUUUAUAACAAUGAUGAUGGCAUUGUUAUCUGGGACAAAUUCAUGGCUGAACUUGAGAAAACGAACACUUCUAGUUCGGUGGAAUUCAAAAGAGCUACUGUUGAAAAAUUAGUCGUUCAGGAUGCUCACGUGAAAUGUUUACAGCUCUCUGGAGGCGACUUUAUACGUUUGCCAGAUUCACAGGUGGUUCUUUCAACAGGGUCAUGGUCGAUGGAAAUCUUAAAGAAAUCUGGGAUCAGCCUGCCUGAAGUGUCAAGAUGUCCAUGGUCUAUUGGUGUCUUCACAUUCCAUCUCCAAUUAACACCCCAGCAGGUUGAAGAUGUGAAACAUAUCCCGCCAAUAUCUGUGUAUGGUGUGGAAUCACCAUAUGCAGAUGGCGGCGAAUACUUCCCUCCCGACAUGAAUGGAGUUGUAAAGAUUGGGUGGACAAUGCCAUUUCGAAAUGAACAGCCUACAGAGGUUUCACACCAGCUAGAAUACUUCGCCUUUCAAGACAUGAAGAAAUACUUUCGGGUGCUUAUACCAGCACUGAAAGGAGCAAAGUUAGCUGCGAAAUAUACCCUCUGGGAUGCAAUCACUCCUAAUCAACACCCGUUGAUCUCACCACAUCCCUUCGUAAAGAACUUGAUAAUUGCUUCGGCAGGGUCGUUUCACUUUGCCAAGUAUGGGAGUGGCCUCGGGCCUAUGAUCUUCGGUGCAAUGAAUGGUCAUUACGAUGAAAAAUACUCCUGGGAGCAGAAAGGCGACGCAGAGAAAAGUCACAGUUACUUAAGGGCGAAAAAAACAUUGGAUGAUUUCGAAAGACUAGCGGCAGCUAGUGACUACGGAGACAUAGAUAGAGAUUGGUAUCUUUAAGAAUUAUUGAUUCAGACCCAUCGAAAUUACGUAAGGCUUAUCCGUUUGCGCUUGACGUUACAGACUUCUUCCCAUCCUAAUUUGUUGUUCCAAGCCUCUUGGAUGCACUUGAGGGCAGGGGGGAUAUUCUAUUUAUACUAGUUAGCCUCAAUCAACAAAGUCAGAGAAUCGUAC